CAUCGGGACACAUAGAGGAUGAGUUUGACGAGAAGUUCGAUUUCGUAGGAAUGUUGAUGAGUUGCGAGUUUGAAGAUGGUGUAAAGAAAUCGGUGUCGAGCGAGAGAGAGAGAUUUUUGUUUUUGUUGCGAUAGGAAUUGUGUGAGGGGGAAAGGGUUGAGGAAUUGAAGACGGUGAGGUAUCGAAUUUUGAGGAGUGUUUUGUUGUUACGAGAGAAUCGUAAUUGGAUUGAGUUUUGAGGAGUGUCUAUGUGGACGUAGAUGAGCUUUGGCUGCACGGACUGAAGGAUUAGCUCUCUCAGUCUUGGUUGGAGAGAUGGUGAUACAGUUGGAGAUGGACAUGGAGGAAGCGGAAUGGAGCAAAAGGGUGAAGUUAGACGUUACUGGAUAGGUAGAAACUUUAGGUGUUUGCCUAUUGUUCCAUAAUCCUCAAAACCUGGCUCUGAGGACGGCAUCAGAGCAGGUGACGCUGCCAGCAACAGCUGACAACGCUAUGUCAAACUUGCUCAUUGUUAGGAGUUCAGUAUGUGGCGUCCAAUGCAGUGGAGUGAUAGAUGCAAGCGAGUUUCAGGAUCGGCGCGUCAUUUCGAUCAAUUGAUGCUAUUUCGCAGAACUAUCAAUCCAGUGUUGUGGAGAAGUUGCUCCAUGCGUCUGUCUUUAGAACUCUAGAAAUCUGCGAAUCGCUCUUACUCGAUCUCAUUACUGAAUAGGCACGACGAAGAUGCCACGAGGUUAAUUGAGGGAUACAAAACACAGGAGGUCAUCCAUUGGAGCCAGACUAGUCGAGUUUUCAGAAUCAAUGAUUGACUGCUUUUCUUGGAGCAUGUUGAUAUGUGCAAUGCACAUUGUGAUUCAUCUCGGCUCCAUUAGAGUUAAUUAAUGAUUAGAUAUAGGUAUGUUGCCUCGUCUUUAGAGAAUCUUACUUGUGCAUCAUGGUGAAAGUCUAAGGAAUGUUGAUGCACGUGCUUAUACACGAAUCCCUGACUAGAAAACAUGACGGAGAAUUGCUGAAAGCAACCAGUAAAUUAUGGGAGAGAUAUUCGCGAACUUAUCAAGGGUAAUCAAACUGAUGAUUGGAAAGUUUACAUCAAUGGUUCACUGUACAAGCGGACGUUGCAGACCUGGCGUGGAAUUGGGAUAGCCUGUGAGCGAGAACGCCCUGCUAUCACACAGUUUCCUAAACUAUUGUCACUGGGAAGUUCUGUUUCAUGGUGACAGUUCUUUCUUGUGCAAUCGUGUGUGUGUGUGUGUGUAUCUAUACCUAUACGCACGUACAUAUAUUGGUUUGAUGGCCCUGGACUAUGUGAGAAUCUGAAGAUGGCUACUAUUCUGUUCUGUGUGUUUUGGAACAAUGUGCUGGUUUUAGAGAAACUUUGAGAGCAGAUAUUGAUUUAGGCCGCUUUCAGUGGCUAGAGUCUUGGUCCAAGCUCAUAAAUCUGGUUCAAGUCCAGCCUGGUCUCACUCUUCGAGUAUUUUUAAUGCGUAGGUGCAAGGGGCCGUACAGAAAUUUGAGAACCUCUACAAUUUGGAAAUACAUUGAUGCUGAUUUCGAAGUUAAGGUGUUAUUCAUAGCCGCUGGAUUGAUCAACGUGAGAUUCGUGAAUCCAGGAAAGUAGCUCAGGUGGUCAAACGAAACGGAAAAAUCCUGUUGACAGCAAUAAUGCAAGUAUUCCGACACCUGACUUGGGCGUUGUGCAUUUCAGCCCAUCAAACGGUGGGACCUCCAUCUGGCGAAAUGGGGAGGUGAUGAAUCGGACCACGUGAUGUUGGGGUCUGUGUUGGCCUUUGUUUAUUUUAGUAUGAUGUUGAUACACUGCACUGUGUGGGUGUUGAUUAAGCUCUAGGACUUCAAGCUAGAUGUAUAUUAGAGACAUCUAGUCUUUAAUGCCCACACUGUGUGGGUGUUGAUUAAGCUCUAGGACUUCAAGCUAGAUGUAUAUUAGAGACAUCUAGUCUUUAAUGCCCACACUGUGCGAUGCUGAACUCAUGUUUUGUCAUAGAGCAAAAUAUCUGACAUAUCCACCCGAAGGCUAAGCUUCAGUGUCAUCUAUGCUGAACUUGUGGUCAUCAAAGUCUUCCACUCAUAGCGAUUUGGAAGGUACUACAUCAUUAUUGGGUACUACUAGAGCACUUUCGGAAUAUCACCAGGUUGAUAAUCAGCUUGAGGAAAGGCCUUUUUCUCAAUCUUUUUGUUUUAGAGCUUCAAAGUUUUGAAUAUUUUAGUGUGCUCAGGGUAUCUAGUUGCCAAAGACUUCGUCGUUUCACAAAAGGAGGAGGAGGAAUGAGAACAGAGAGCAGACUAGAAGAGUUCUCUUCACGAAGUAUGAUGAUUUCUGGUCCGUUAGCAUGUUAGACUGGAUGUGUGAACGGGGUUUUGUCGAAGUCGAAUGUAGGCAUGAAAUGCAUGGCGAACGUGCAUAGAUUAAUCACGUCUCAAGUCUAAGGCUUAUCUCAGCUUCGCAAGUGCAAGCACUCAACAAAGUUUCGAAUUUACCUUACAACAAAAUUGUUUGAAUCAGUAGGGAACUUGAUUGACCCUGACUCUGCUCUCGUUACGUACUUUCUGCUGUUCACAGUAUUGGCAUUCCAAACUAACAAUAAAAGCUGGUCUUCAUGACGUACCCCACAUUCUUUUACUAGCUGUUCCACACGCGUCAUCUCGCCGUGAAGGGGAAAUCGACAGGCAAGAGCAGCAUCGAAGUAUCAUGCCAAAGCAAGUCUAACAUCCUCAAAUAGAACAAAAUUGAUGGCGAAUCUGGUGGAUGGACCAAAGACUUGUCAGAAUUAAAGUCUGAGUAGGGCAACUUUGCUGUGCAAGCUUUCAAACGGCUUUCACGACAGACGAGGGAUUAGUAAGAGAAAAGAGGCUUAGGUAGUGGGAUUAGUGGAUAAAUUAGCGGCUAAGGGUACAGAUUGAAUCACUGGGCUGGUCACGUAUCCAAAGGGAUUUCGUAGUAGUUUCUUCUGAAAACCGUGGAGUAAUCCGGUUGCGCCAUGUCCACGAUGCUUCAUGAAUUGCACCUCAGCUCAAUUCUAGGGUUGCAUGCGUGGUUUCGCUAUAAUUCCUUCUCCACAAUUGGAUUGUGAUGUCGACGGCAAUUUUACGAGCAGCGAGUGCGGAGAGUAGAGGAUAUGCUUGAUGGAAAAAAACAUGAAAGUGGAAUAGGAUGUUUUUUCAGCAUGAAGUAGGUGACUUUACCUGACGGAAAAAGGGUGAAACACACGGUGCUCAAUACAGGACAUUCGGAGAUUUUCAAACAUUUCAAUGGGGUAGACUACAGUGGAGCUUUUUAACCUAGUGUUUGAUAUUAAGUAUUCUUCGUAUGGUUCAUAAACAUAAGGGUUUUAUAUGAAAAUAGCGGAAUGCCAGUGAGAGCACCGAUAGUUGUUGCCAUCUUUCCUUCUGGAAUUUGUCUCGGUGAUAACUGAUAAACAAGAUAUGAAGCUGCGAUAAACGUGGUACAUGGAUUUCUGUAGGAUGAUUAGGGCAUUUUCGAAGAUUCUGAGCAGAGUAUCUGCGAAUACCACCAUUGUACUACGAGUGAAAUAAUGGGGUGAUUGGCCUUCUGGCAGUGUCUGUAACAUGGGAGCAAUGGCGAGCUUUGACGUGCUACCUGAUUCCAUAGCUUGUUUGAUAUUAUCGAAACUUGAGAAUGCGCAAAUGGUUGCUCAAUGUGCUAUAGUGUGCCACCGAUGGAAAAUGCUAGCAAGGCUAGUGGAUACUCUAACUUUUGAGUCAUUCAAACUCUUGGAAAAGAAAUUGGAUAAAACCAGAAAUGCUACAUGCCUGGAAAAAAUUGUAACGCAAAUGUUACUAAUGACCCAUGGCAUUCGAGUUCUUAAGAUCUCUUACCACCCAGUCGUGUGGCCUUGGAUACCUAACGAUUAUUUUUCAGAGGACAAGGUUUGUCAGUGGCUGCAGCAUGUAAAUACUUCCUUGGAGCGACUUACACUUGUUGAUCCAAACCGUGUCAAGCCACAACCUAUGAAGCUACUCCAUCUCACAGAAUGUAAAAAGUUGCAGUGGUUAAACCUCUGUUACGGUUUCAUCCCUGAGAUGCCUAUCUUGCCGGGAAGGUUUGAACAGUUGGUAACCCUUCAUCUUGACUUGAUUUUCAUCUGUGAUAGUGCCCUUCAGAAACUUGUGGAGCUCGCACCAAUGCUCGAGGAUUUAAAAUUAAACUCCUGCAAGGGUCUGCGAACACCUCAUUUGACAGCCUUUAAGCUAAAAUGCUUGGAGUUUGCAAAUGACAUGGAUGUGGCUACAACACCAAUCACUGUUGUCGCUGUCAAUGCACCGAACCUGGUUACCGUGUCUCUGUGCCAUGUGGAGGAACUAGUGAUAGAUGGCUUCACAUUACAAAAUCUUGAUCUGAUUUGGCAUGUCCGACCUACCAUUAGGGAACUUCCUGUGUUAGAAAAUCUGCACAUAAGCGGAGAGGCAUGGGCGUUGGAUUCUGUGACCCAUUUGAUUCGACUGGGGACGAAUUUGCGCUCUCUCCAUAUUGAUGCUUAUUUUGAGCGCAAGUACCCUAUCCAGUUGCAAUCACUACUCCGUCACUUGCAGGAGCUCGUAUCCAUACACAUUGGCGCUGAUUUUUUUGAGUGUCUACAAACCGCAGGGGGCGCCGGGGCAGCUUUUAUGCGGAUGCAUGCAAUGACCCUCCCAAGACUGGAAAACAUCGUGGUCGUGAUUGGUUGUGGGAACAACGAUUGUAUCUCCGUGAUAGCCACCCUCCUCAAAUGUGCACCAGCCUUGCAGACUCUGAGAAUCGAUGCCGGACAAUUACGGAAAAGCAUGGACAACGUAAUGUUUUUCACGAAUCUGCUGGGAUUACAGAGGAACUAUCCCCAGGUCAAAGUUUCACUCGUAUGUCCUCAAACCCUUGUCUAAAUCUUACUGUACAAUAUGUAAUUAACCCUUAACCCAUCACCUGCCUAGGUUCAUCACACUCCUUCGGUCAGUGCUAAACCUCUCUGAAGCUUUUGUGGCAUAGCGCUCAAGUGUAAUUAAUGUGUACGCUUAUUGUCUGAAGUUUUGUCAGGUUCAACCAAUAUUGUAAUAUUUUGUAGUCAAAAGGUUGCCAGAUUACAUUCAAUAAUGUAAUAUAUCUAAGGCAUCACACAGAGCAGCUAAGUUGGUCUCCCCUUAAUGAGCAAAUCGUGACGUUGGACCCUUCAGCAGCAGUAUGUUUGUUUAUGCAAAUUGUUCCAUGGUUUUAACGCUGGGGGACUUGCAAUCGAUAUGUGAGAAGUAGAAGCCUGCAUGCGCUGCCGUA
Molecule: messenger RNA, 5278 nt
Organism: Physcomitrium patens
Lineage: Eukaryota; Viridiplantae; Streptophyta; Bryopsida; Funariales; Funariaceae
Source: RefSeq, a predicted model, not a curated record